Messenger RNA from Amaranthus tricolor (Joseph's coat), 1307 nucleotides. RefSeq names its product clathrin light chain 2-like. Bases 198 to 1142 code for a protein of 314 amino acids. Gene Ontology annotation, molecular function: structural molecule activity; clathrin heavy chain binding. The transcript is spliced from 3 exons. Gene Ontology annotation, biological process: intracellular protein transport; clathrin-dependent endocytosis; clathrin coat assembly. NCBI's taxonomy places the organism in Eukaryota, Viridiplantae, Streptophyta, Magnoliopsida, Caryophyllales, Amaranthaceae. The record is from RefSeq and is a predicted model, not a curated record. Gene Ontology annotation, cellular component: plasma membrane; clathrin coat of coated pit; clathrin coat of trans-Golgi network vesicle.
UUUUUUUUACCCUUUUAUAGCAAUAGGAGAAAAUCCGCUUGUCAUAUAAAAAGUCACCAACUUUGAAGUAUCACUACAAAAUUAUUCUCAUUUCAAUUCUGAAUUCUCAGAUCACAGAGAGAAAAUCCGCCAUUUUCAAUCCCAUCAAGCUCAAUUACGAACUUCUGAUCGCUAAGUUUGGGAGAGAAUCAUCGAAAAUGUCUUCUUCAUUUGACAAUUUCAGCAACGAUGGCGAAGAGCUUCGAGCUUCCGAUCGUCCAUUUGAUGAUGGUUACAUCGGCUACGAUCCUCGUUUACCUUCACAACGCUUCGAUCCUUCUUCUUUUGGCACUGAGGUUAAUGUUGAAUCUGAAGUAGUUGGUGAUUCGCAUAUGCAGUUCGGUGGAAACCCUAGCUUUUCGGAAUCCCCGUUCAGUGAUCCGAUUGCGGUUUCAAAUGGUAAUGGAAAUGUUUAUGGUGAGGAUGACGACAGAGUUUUCUCAUCUGAUGGUCCUAUUCUUCCUCCUCCGGAUCAGAUGCAUGAAGAAGGUUUCGCUCUUCGUGAAUGGCGGCGUCAAAAUGCCAUUAGGCUGGAGGAAAAAGAGAAGAAUGAAAAGGAAAUGAGAAUGCAAAUCAUUGAAGAAGCCGAGGAGUACAAGCGUGCAUUUUUUGAGAAAAGAAAACUCAACACCGAGACCAACAAAAAUAAUAAUAGAGACAAGGAGAAGAUAUAUUUGGCUAAUCAAGAGAAGUUCCAUAAAGAAGCGGAUAAACAAUACUGGAAAGCGAUUGCGGAACUCAUUCCUCAUGAGGUUCCCGCAAUUGAGAAGAGAAGAGGAAAGAAGGAAGACGAGAAGAAGCCCUCAAUCACUGUUGUCCAUGGUCCGAAGCCCGGGAAACCCACCGAUAUGUCAAGGAUGCGACAGGUACUAGUGAAGUUGAAGCAUACUCCCCCACCCCACAUGAUUCCACCAAAGCCCGAGCCUGCCAAAGAUGGAGAAGACGGAAAGGAAGGUAAAGACGCCAAAAUGGGAAAAGAAGCAGCAAAAACCCCUGCUGGUCCCAUCAAAGAAGCUAAUGCUAACGGUCCUCAGAAGGCUGAAAAUGAAGCUUCAGCCGCAGAGCAGCCACCCAAAGAAGCCGAGCCUGUUGCAGCUGCUUGAUUAUACCUUAAUACAUUUAUCCAAAUCUCCUUUUUGUUCGUAUUGUUUGCAUACACCGUCCUGAUUGCAAACUGUUCAGAUUUCACCUGGCCCAUGUAUUAUGAGAAUGAUGUAUUUUUUUGUUCCAUGCUUAUUAUAUCCCACGAGACUUUAUUUCUCCACAUA